AUGGCGAUUUGUGGGAUGGAUGCGGGGCCACGGCCACUGGUGCUUUGUGUCAGUGGCGGAUCCGACUCCGUUGCGCUGCUUCUCCUGGUAUCCCAAGAGAAGUACGGCUGGCACCUGCACGUGCUUCACUUCAACCAUGGUCUGAGGCCGGAGUCUGCGUCGGAAGAGAGCUUUGUGGAGGGCCUGGCCCUAUCUGCCGAUGCGAAGUUCCACCUUCGAAGGGCCGACGGCGCCAGGCUCAAAUCUGCAGCUGGCGGUAUGCAGGCAGCUGCGAGGGCAUGGCGUCGCCAGGAGGCUUUGCAGCUCCUGGAGAGCUUGGAAGGCUCAGCUGCGUCAGGCUCAGGCGCCGUGCUGCUGGCACACCACGCCGACGAUCAGGUGGAGACGCAGUUGCUCAAGCUCCUCCGUGGUGGGCACCUGGCCCGGCUGAGCGGCAUGAACUUGAUGGAAGGACGCUUCGCACGUCCCCUUCUGGGCAUUCGGAAGCAGGAGUUGCAAGCUUUCUUGAAGUCUGUGGGGCAGGAGUGGAAGGAGGAUGCAUCCAACCAGGAACCGGUUUACCAGCGGAACCGCAUUCGUCUGCAGCUGGUACCUCUUUUGACUGAGUUAAUUGGUGGGGAGGAUGCGCUGCACGGCCGUUUCGAAGCUUUGGCGGAGCAGAGUGAGCAGCUGUCGUCGAUGUUGGACGAUGCCUGCAAGGAGGUGGGGGGGCCUUCCUUCCCUGAGAGUUUUGGCGAGCACGAAGCGGGAGCGGCGGAAGCUCAGGAAGUGCAGCGAGUUCUGGACAUUUCGAGCUUCGGGCAGCUCUCGGAGAUGGUACGCCAGGAGCUCCUUUGGCGUUUCGUGGCGACCGGCUGCGGGAACAUGCUGAGCUACCCAGCUGUACGGGCCAUUGCAGCCGGCCUCGCCUCAAAAAACUCUUCAGAGCCCUUCACCUGGCCAUUGGGGUCCGGUUGGCAGCUUCGGAAGCUGGCGGCAAAGCCGGAACUUGUUCUAAGCCACAAGGAGGAGAGCGAGGAGGAAGCUUGGAUCGUCGAGGACCUUCGAGUUCGUCGCAACUUUACACCCGGCCUUUCACUUCGAGUUUCGCGCGAUGGGACACUCGAAAGCCACAGCGAGGCGGCCGAAAACUCCUGCCGCUUCCUGCUCGACUUGCCACUGAACGCCACUGUGGUGCUCCGUGGGGCAAAGCCCGGCGACCGCUUCUGCCCCGGCUUGAGCAGCCGGGCGCGUGCCAUCAAGCUCACCUACUUCUUGCACCGGGAGAUGAAGGUCCCGAGGGAGGCGAGGUAUGGAUGGCCGGUGAUUGCAAUCCAAGCUCCGAAGCUGCCGGAAGUGGUUGCAGCUGUUCUGCCCUCCUUCGCCGCCGGCGACUUCUCUGCCACGAACUUCAGUCGCUCGCCUGUUCUUGUGGAGGUGGCCUGGACGGAGCCUUGGCCUGGGCUGGCGACGGAAAAGUCUCAGCCCGAGCUCUCCGCCGUCAGCCGUGGGCCUGAGCCCAACAGCCUACGCCCCACCAACCCCUAG
This is a messenger RNA of Symbiodinium sp. CCMP2592, 1527 nucleotides long. The record is from the annotation of a GenBank genome assembly. NCBI's taxonomy places the organism in Eukaryota, Dinophyceae, Suessiales, Symbiodiniaceae.